Molecule: messenger RNA, 1628 nt
Organism: Terrapene triunguis (Three-toed box turtle)
Lineage: Eukaryota; Metazoa; Chordata; Testudines; Emydidae
Product: antigen-presenting glycoprotein CD1d-like
Exons: 4
Coding region: 74-955 (293 amino acids)
Biological process (GO): positive regulation of T cell mediated cytotoxicity; antigen processing and presentation, exogenous lipid antigen via MHC class Ib; antigen processing and presentation, endogenous lipid antigen via MHC class Ib
Cellular component (GO): external side of plasma membrane
Molecular function (GO): endogenous lipid antigen binding; lipopeptide binding; exogenous lipid antigen binding
Source: RefSeq, a predicted model, not a curated record
CCCACCAGUGUCUGUCACCCUCCGGGUGCUCCACAUCAACGUCUUCCACAACGCCAGCUCCACGGACACGGAUAUGAGAGCCCUGCUGGGCGACCUAGAGACCAACUCCAUGGACUGCAGCACCUGCGAGAUCCGCUUCCUGCAGCCCUGGGUCGAGCAGGGCCUGACCCCGAAGCAGUGGCAGGACCUGGAGCUGCUGAUCCAUCGCUCCCUGUCCAACUUCAACCGGACUGUGAACACAAUAGCUCAGCAGCAGGGAAUGGGCUACCCCUUUGUUACCCAGGGCUCCCUCGUCUGCGAGCUGCACCCCAACGGCACCUCGAGGGGAUUCUAUGACACUGCGGUGAAUGGCGAGGACUUCAUCAGCUUCGACGCGGACACAGGGAAAUGGGUGGCUCGGCAGGGGGACAAGCUGGCGCUCUACGCCCGGGACCUUCUCAACCAGGAUAAGGGCACAGCCAGCAUGCUUCAGUUUCUCCUGAGAACAACGUGUGUCAAUCAGCUCAAGAGCUUUGUCCAGCAUGGGAACGAGUCUCUGGAGAGACAAGAGCGGCCGGUCGCCGUGGUGUUUGCCCGAGCGCCUCCCCCAGCCGGGACCCCCGCGCCGGUACUGCUGGUUUGCCGCGUCACCGGUUUCUACCCCCGGCCCGUCCGCGUGGCCUGGCUGCAGGACGGGGAGGAGGUGGGGCCGGGCGGGCGGCUGAACUCCAGCGGGAUCCUGCCCAACGCGGACCUGACCUACCAGCUGCGCAGCUCCCUGGCCGUGGAGCCGGGCCCCGGGCACAGCUACGCCUGCCGGGUGCAGCACAGCAGCCUGGGUGGCCGGAGCCUGCUGAUCCCCUGGGAGCAGAGCAGGCGCUGGGGCCCCGGCCUGGUCGUGGGCAUCACCCUGGGGGUUCUGGCCGUAGCCGUAGCCGCCGUGGCCGUGGUGCUGUGGCGGAGCAGACGCAGGUGAGUCCUCCCCUCUCUGGGGUGGGGGUGGGGCCAUUGCACCCCCUAACCCAUCCCCUCUGCUCUCUCCUUCCAGGGGCUACCAGGAUGUUGGACCAGGGGAGUCCAGGGUCUGAGGCAGCGGCACCGGCCCAGGCGUGGGGAUCGGCCCCUCUCCUGGGGACUUGGACCUGUGCCCUGCUCUAAGCGAUUUGUCCUGAAUUCGCGCUCUCUGUUGGGUCCCACCAGAACCAGCAUCGUCACAGCGGCGUAGUCGGCAGAAUCCGCAGAACCAGGUCAAUGAAGCUCUGGAUCAGAACCCCACGCUAUCCACAUUUGAAUUUUGGUAUUGUUGAUUAAAGAUCAGUAACCAUGAGCCAGAAAGCACCAGCAGAAGCAAUGGAACUGCAAGCCCUGAGAGACAGCCUGGAAGAAACAAAAACUGGCAGAACUUCGAAUGAGAGAGAGGCAAGCCUUGGCCCAGCUGGGAAUAGAAGCUGCUGAAGGACAGAAGGAAGCUGCUGAAAGAGAGGAAAGGGCUCGUAGGGAGCGUAUGGAGCUGCUGGCUGCUGAGGAGAGGGUUCGCCAGAUGCGACAAGAAACUGCCAGACUUCAACUCCAAGUUAAAAAAGCAAGGGAAGAACAGCAGUGUGACGGGUUGGAUCACAGAAACCCGCUUGGGAGGUGCCACCUGAUGU